AUGUCAAAUGUUUUGAAUGAAAGUAGCGAACACGGGGACGACAAUGGCGACGUAAAUGCGGUCGUACCGCAACUAAGUCGUCUUUUUGAUGUGGAUUGCUAUCUAAAGAAUUACAGAAAAGAAAUAGAACGACGCUACAGAGAAUUCAGAACACUACUUCAAAGAAUUGAAACGAAUGAACCUGGUGGCAUUGACAAAUUCACACGUUCCUACGAAGAAUUCGGAGUUCACGCACACUCAGAUGGGACCAUAACAUGGAAGGAAUGGUGCCCUGGAGCCACAGGUCUCUUCCUUUGGGGAGAAUUCAACCAAUGGACCGACAACCAAUAUGAAUUCAAGAAUAUUGGCUACGGCAAAUAUGAACUUACCCUACCACCUAUUGUCAACCAAGAGACAAAUUCAGUUGUGCCUAGAAUUCCGCACAAUAGUAUUGUUAAGUUACGUGUGGCCACACGUGACGGCCGCCAUAUUGACCGCAUUUCGCCAUGGGCUAGUUACGUCACGAGGACUGAGAAGGCUGUUGUAUACGAGCAGAAGUUUUGGAAUCCUCCGCAGAAGUACAUCUUCAAAAACGCGCGACCAGCCAAGCCGAGCUGUCUGAGGAUCUACGAAUCCCAUGUGGGUAUUGCCUCGUGGGAGGGGAAAGUAUCCACGUACAAACAUUUUACACUGGACGUGCUACCCAGGAUUAAGAAAUUAGGUUACAACUCCAUACAAUUGAUGGCCAUUAUGGAACACGCCUACUACGGGUCAUUCGGCUAUCAGGUCACCAGCUUUUUCGCUGCAUCCAGCCGCUACGGACCUCCGGACGACUUGAAAGAGUUGAUAGACGCGGCACACGGAAUGGGAUUGGUGGUUCUUCUGGAUGUUGUGCACAGCCACGCCUCUAAGAACUCCGCGGACGGACUGAACCAAUUUGAUGGUACCAACGGUUGCUAUUUCCAUGAUAACAGUAGAGGCUUUCAUAAUCUCUGGGAUUCUAGAUUGUUUAAUUACACUGAGUGGGAGGUUCUACGUUUUUUGCUGUCGAAUUUGAGAUGGUGGGUGGAGGAGUAUCAGUUCGACGGAUUCAGAUUUGACGGUGCUACUUCAAUGCUCUACCAUCACCAUGGCAUGGGAACCGGAUUUAGCGGUCAUUACGACGAAUAUUUCGGUAUGAAUACGGACACGGAAUCCCUUGUCUACCUCAUGCUGGCCAAUCAUAUGCUGCAUACAACUUACCCUUUUAUUAUUACCAUAGCAGAGGAAGUUUCGGGCAUGCCAGCACUCUGCAGACCGGUCGACGAAGGAGGGACCGGGUUCGAUUACAGGCUGGCCAUGGCUAUUCCCGACAAGUGGAUUAAGCUACUGAAGGAGCAGCAAGAUGAUCACUGGAACAUGGGUGACAUCGUCCACACACUGACCAACAGGAGACAUGGAGAGAAACACAUUUCAUACGCUGAGAGCCAUGACCAGGCUUUGGUAGGAGACAAAACACUAGCCUUCUGGCUGAUGGACUCCCAGAUGUAUACCCACAUGUCCGUCCUCUCUCCUGAUUCGCUGGUCAUCGAUCGGGGCGUUGCCCUACAUAAAAUGAUCAGACUCAUCACCCACGUCCUGGGGGGUGAGGGCUACCUCAAUUUUAUGGGAAACGAAUUCGGUCACCCGGAGUGGCUGGACUUUCCAAGGGAAGGCAAUAAAGAAAGUUAUCAUUACGCUCGCCGACAGUACCCCCUGGCGGAAGACCCUCUACUCAUCUACCAGUUUUUGAACAACUUUGACGUCCAGAUGAAUUCCCUAGAGGAGAAAUAUCAUUGGCUGGAUAGUUCUCAGGGUUACGUAAGUCGCAAGCACGAGUCGGACAAGGUCAUUGUCUUCGAAAGGGCGGGGCUUAUUUUUGCGUUCAACUUCCAUCCGUCAAUCAGCUACACGGAUUACAAGAUUGGGGUCCAGCAAUCCGGAAAAUAUAGGAUAGUUUUGGAUACGGAUUCGAAGGAGUUCAAAGGUCAGCAGAGGCUGGACCACAACGUGGAUUACUUCACUUUUCCGGAAAAAUGGGAUAACAGAGAUAACCACAUGUUUGUUUAUCUCCCUUGUAGAGUGGCCAUCGUCUUAGCCCAGGAGUCCAGCGUUAAUGAAUAAAUUAUCAUGCUUCGUCCUAGCUCAUUAACAUAAUAUAUAUA
Messenger RNA from Helobdella robusta, 2162 nucleotides. RefSeq lists its product as hypothetical. The coding region runs from base 1 to 2121 and encodes 706 amino acids. The record is from RefSeq and is a predicted model, not a curated record. Lineage: Eukaryota; Metazoa; Annelida; Clitellata; Rhynchobdellida; Glossiphoniidae. Gene Ontology annotation, molecular function: cation binding; hydrolase activity, hydrolyzing O-glycosyl compounds; 1,4-alpha-glucan branching enzyme activity. Gene Ontology annotation, biological process: glycogen biosynthetic process. Gene Ontology annotation, cellular component: cytoplasm. The transcript has 16 exons.